AUAGUCAAAGCCAACAACUGGGACCUCACCUACAUCCUACUGGUCUCCCUCUUGCUUUCCUUCUUGACUUCCCUGCUGUUCAUCGGUCGCCCCAAGAAAGUGACCUGCCUCCUCCGGCAAGUUGUAUUCAGUGUUGUUUUCUCAGUUGCCGUAUCCUGCUUGCUGGCCAAGACCGUCAUGGUAGUGGUGGCGUUUCUGGCCACAAAGCCAGGCAGCAUUAUGAGGAAAUGGCUGGGGAAGAGUCUGGCCAACUCUAUUGUCUUGUCCUGCUCUGGGGUUCAGGUGGGAAUCUGCAUCAUAUGGCUGGGAAUCUCUCCCCCAUUUCCAGAUGCCAACCUACAUUCCCACCCAGGACAGAUCCUGCUGCAAUGCAAUGAAGGUUCGGUCACUAUGUUCUACACUGCCCUUGGCUAUAUGGGCUUUCUGGCUGCCAUCUGCUUCUCGGUGGCUUUCUUGGCCCGCAAGCUGCCAGGGACCUUCAAUGAAGCCAAGUUGAUCACCUUCAGUAUGUUGGAGAUGGUGCAUUCUGGGUCUGUUGGAGAGAAAGAGAAAGGCCAAUGCUGCAGCAAAAGUUGCCGAUGUCGGCUGAGCAAAGCCAGAGAUGCCCAGGACAAAGCUGGCUGGGGACUCACUGCCAAAGCAGUGAGCAGUGGGCAGCUGAAGGUGGAGGAAAAGCCAGAGUUCCUUCAGAAGUGCAGCCAGCUGAGUGGCUGGUUGCUGAGGCUACCGACUGAGCGGAAUGUGGCUACCGACUGA
This is a messenger RNA of Python bivittatus (Burmese python), 756 nucleotides long. NCBI's taxonomy places the organism in Eukaryota, Metazoa, Chordata, Lepidosauria, Squamata, Pythonidae. The record is from RefSeq and is a predicted model, not a curated record.